GAAAAGGAAAAAAACAACGAAUUUUAGGAAUCUUAUUGGCGCUCGGGAUCCGUCUAGUACAGAAUGCAAAUGAUUGAAAGUACACCAUCUGCUCUGUUUAUGCUCCAUAUAACAAGACACACUGAAGGACAUCACUAACAGAAGCAUAUCUGUGCUUUUCACUUGGAAAAGCAAAAUUUGUGCAGAAGCUAUGGCAUUUCUUUUGAAAUCGGAGACGUCUAUGGUGGAUCGUAAUUCCAUUAACCAAUUACACACGUUCAUACGGAAGAUUGAAGCUGGAUAGAAUGGAACUGAGGACACUUCCACUUCCAUAAGGUCUGAGCAGGGCGGCCAUUGGACGAGCAGCGCCACGUGACAGAGGGGUGCCAAUGUUACUCUUCACGGGUGUCAGGACCCUGUCAGUUUGUGAAAUAAAUAUUGGGAAACAACGAAAUGCAAAAAGCGACCUACUACGACAGCUCUGCGAUCUAUGGCGGAUACCCCUACCAAGGAGCAAAUGGUUUCACUUAUAAUGCAAGUCAGCAGCAAUACCCCCCUGCCUCAUCCCUGCUGGAGAGUGACUAUCACCGGCCUGCCUGUUCGCUGCAGUCCCCUGGCGGCACAGGGCCACACCACAAAGCCAAUGACAUCAACGAAAGUUGUAUGAGAGCCAUUAGCAGUCAAUCUAACCCAGUCCCGGUCAUCUCAGACCAGCAGCAGCACACACCACCCUCUCUGUCCCCGCCACAGAAUGCCACUAAUGCAGCCACAGCAUCCACCACCAAGGCCACCAACAUCACCUCACCCACCAUGUCAAAGCAGAUAUUCCCAUGGAUGAAGGAAUCUCGGCAGAAUACAAAGCAGAAAGCAACAGGGAGCUCCAGCUCAGGUGAGAGCUGUGCUGGAGACAAGAGCCCCCCAGGGCAAUCCUCUUCCAAAAGAGCCCGCACGGCUUACACAAGUGCCCAGCUGGUUGAACUGGAAAAAGAGUUCCACUUUAAUAGAUACCUAUGCCGGCCUAGAAGAGUGGAGAUGGCGAACUUGCUCAACCUCACAGAGAGGCAGAUCAAGAUCUGGUUCCAAAAUCGACGCAUGAAAUAUAAAAAGGAUCAGAAAGGGAAAGCCAUGAUGACGUCAUCGGGUGGCCCCUCACCUUGCAGGAGCCCUGUGCCACCGCCAGCUGUUGGAGGGUACCUAAACUCUAUGCAUACUCUGGUAAACAGUGUCCCCUAUGAGCCUCAGUCGCCUCCACCGUUCAACAAACCACAUCCAAACGCCUAUGGUGUGCCUGCUCCAUAUCACAGCCCCCAUAACAGCUGCCCCCCUCAUCAGAAGAGAUACACAGGGACUGCUGCUGUCACCCCAGAAUAUGACACACAUCCACUCCAAGGCAGCGGUGGCUAUGGCAAUCCUCACGUACAGGGAAGCCCCGUCUAUGUAGGGGGCAAUUAUGUUGAAUCCAUGACUAAUUCAGGGCCUUCCAUGUUCGGUCUAUCUCAUCUGUCUCAUUCCUCUAAUAUGGACUACAACGGACCUGGACCAAUGAACAGUAGUCACCAUCAUGGACCUUGUGACUCUCACCCAUCUUACACAGACUUAUCUUCUCAGCAUAGUUCUCAGGGAAGACUUCAGGAAGCUCCCAAACUGACACAUUUGUAAUGGACACAAAUACACUUAGGGGAACUCAAUUACAAGUUCCUUUAAAACAACCUCUCCCACCCCACUCCACCCCACCCCCUUUAUAUAUAUUUUAUUUUUAUUUGUCAGCAAUAUUAAUUGCAUUUUGUUUUGUUUUGGUUUCAUGGUGCAUUUCGCCCUUCAUGGACAUUAUUUGAUGCAGAUGACUUUUUUUUGUAUUUUAUUUUCACUUUUAUCAAACAGGGUAUAAGAACAAAUUUUAUAAGAAAACGAAACGUUUAUUAAUUUGUUCCUACAUGUCUCCCCUCCAUGGGAGCAAAUGAAAAUUUCAUUGCACUUCUUUUAAAUUGCUAGACAAAUUUAAAAAAGCGCUUGGGCAGGGUCAGCCUGGAUCAUGAUUAUACUUGUACGUCAUUAAUGUGUGUAUGCUGGUGCAUAUAUUCCGGUUAAUUUAUUGUAUUUUUCUUCUGCAAACUAAAAUAUCGAACUGUUUACAUAUUAUUUAUCCCAUCUUCAUAUUUAUAAACAAUAUAUACCCUUAAAAAUUCAGGUCGUGGUAUUGGCCUUUUGUUUGAUGGGAUAAUGGCACAGGGAGCGACAUUUAAAAGAAUUAAUUCCCUUUUAAGUUGCAAUAAAAUCGUACAGAAAAAAAAUAAUAGUGAGAAAUUGUAUAUUUGCUAUAAACACCACGCAA
Molecule: messenger RNA, 2311 nt
Organism: Pseudophryne corroboree (corroboree frog)
Lineage: Eukaryota; Metazoa; Chordata; Amphibia; Anura; Myobatrachidae
Gene: HOXA3
Product: homeobox A3
Exons: 4
Coding region: 433-1638 (401 amino acids)
Biological process (GO): anterior/posterior pattern specification; embryonic skeletal system morphogenesis; regulation of transcription by RNA polymerase II
Cellular component (GO): nucleus
Molecular function (GO): RNA polymerase II cis-regulatory region sequence-specific DNA binding; DNA-binding transcription factor activity, RNA polymerase II-specific
Source: RefSeq, a predicted model, not a curated record